GGAUAUGGGCCUAUGUUCUCAAAACAUAAAACCUAGACUACCUAGUCCCAGCUCUAAAAUUAUCCAUCUAAUCCAAAUCCAACCAUAUAUAUUUGAUCACUACGAAAUGAAGGUUCAAUCUAAAAUCGCGUUUACGCUGCUUAGUUAGUUCCAGUACGGUUCAUACGGUAACAAAUUGUAGUGUUCAAACAAGAGAGGAGCUGAAGACACUGUGGAUCGUUAUUCGUUAAUAUCGAGUAAAGGAAGAAGAGGAAACUAUCGAAGUCAUCGAACAACAGCUGAUAGCUGAUCAACAGCUCAAAUUGAGAGAAAGAAGCUACAAAGAUAACAUAUAUACAUACAAUCUUUAUAUAAAACACGAAUAGUAUUCAUUCGCUUUCAUUUUCAAAUUGCCCCAGGAAAUGGACUGUGCUCUGAGAAUUGCACCUUCUUCGCCCAAGAUUCCCCUUUUCCAUCAUCGUUUGCACAAUAAUUCGACGGUUCUUCACACGAUAGGUUAUGGAAUUAACCGCAACGACGCCGUCUUGCUCACUUCUUCAUCGUUUGGUUCUCCCGCUAGGGUUGUUCGCUGCGCUGCUGGGGAUGUGAGGCGAAUAAGUAGUCUUGAAUCUCUUUUCUGUUAUGAUAAACCUAUUCCUGAGGAAAUAAUUGAGAAACCUGUUGGACUUGCCUUGACUGAGAAGAAUGUUGGAGUAAAUCCUCGAUGCUCUAGUUGUCUGGCUAAAGGAGCGAUACUUUGUGCAACUUGUUCGGGGUCAGGCUUAUAUGUGGACUCUAUCUUGGAGAGUCAAGGAAUCAUUGUAAAAGUUCGAUGUUUAGGUUGUGGAGGAACAGGGAAUACCAUGUGUUCAGAAUGUGGUGGCCGGGGUCAUCUUUGAUUUGGCUUCAUGUUUAAUAUGGAUUGCAUAGAAGGUUUGUUUCUCACUGAACUAGCUAUAACCUGGGACAUGUAAUGCAAACCUGCAGAAAUCUUGAUUACAGAUCUUCAACAUGUGUAGGCUUUUGCUUUUAUCUUCUUGUUGUAUCAUACAAGGAAACAAAAUUUAUUGAAUUCGGCUACAUUGUUAUUGAUAUAAUAUUUCUCUGCUGUAAA
This is a messenger RNA of Salvia miltiorrhiza (redroot sage), 1093 nucleotides long. RefSeq lists its product as uncharacterized. The transcript is spliced from 3 exons. The record is from RefSeq and is a predicted model, not a curated record. Lineage: Eukaryota; Viridiplantae; Streptophyta; Magnoliopsida; Lamiales; Lamiaceae. Bases 402 to 878 code for a protein of 158 amino acids.